This is a messenger RNA of Solea solea (common sole), 1470 nucleotides long. It is a transcript of the gene hce2l1, whose product is annotated as high choriolytic enzyme 2-like 1. NCBI's taxonomy places the organism in Eukaryota, Metazoa, Chordata, Actinopteri, Pleuronectiformes, Soleidae. The transcript is spliced from 9 exons. The record is from RefSeq and is a predicted model, not a curated record. Bases 50 to 946 code for a protein of 298 amino acids. Gene Ontology annotation, biological process: proteolysis. Gene Ontology annotation, molecular function: zinc ion binding; metalloendopeptidase activity.
UUGCACUGGAAUACCGCAGACUGAUAGUGGUCUACCAAACUGACCCACAAUGAAUUCUACCACGAUCCUCCUCUGUGUCUUCUUUGGCUUGCUGACCCAGGCGUACCUUCUCCCUGUUAAGAACUCCACAGGAGUACAUGAGGGUAAAGUGAGGUUGAAAAGGAAAUACUCAGGUGGGCUCUUGGCAAGAAAGAAACCUUUAAGUGCACUUCAUCAUGCAUAUGAUGACUUUGAUGACAUAAAUGCGAUGGAUCAAAUCCUGGCAGUCAACAGUAGGCUGCGAGCACCUCGAGGCGUGACAUUCAGAGAAGGCGAUAUUGCCACUUCACACUUACAGAGUGCAAUAACUUGCCCUGGUAACUCCUGUCUGUGGCCUAAAUCAGUCGAUGGAUUUGUUUAUGUUCCAUACAUCAUCUCCCCACUAUACGACGACAUGGACAGAAUCACCAUAGAAACCGGGAUGCAAGACAUCGCCGCUGGAACGUGCAUCAAAUUUGUUCCACGCACUCAUGAGGGUAAUUUCCUCGACGUUCAGCCAAGAUAUGGCUGCUGGUCAUUCCUGGGGCAGACUGGGGGAAGCCAAACUUUGUCACUGCAGACUCCUGGGUGCAUGUGGGCAGGAGUGGCCUCCCACGAGUUCAUGCACGCUCUUGGCUUUGUCCAUGAGCAGUCCCGCUCUGACCGAGACCACUAUGUUACAAUUGUAUGGAAUAACAUCAUGCCAGACCGCAUUCACAACUUCAGGAAACAGCUGACAAACAAUCUCAACAGCCCAUAUGACUACAACUCUGUCAUGCAUUAUGGAAGGUAUGCCUUCUCUGAAGACGGUGGACCAACCAUCAUCCCCAAACCAGAUCCUUACAUUCCUAUUGGCCAGCGAGAUGGCCCGAGUGCUCUAGAUCUUCAUAAAAUUAACGUCCUUUAUAACUGUGGUGCCAAUGAGUAACUGGAUCCAGAGAGUUAACCUAGUUUUUUUAUAGUCUUAUCUGUUGAAUGUGCUCCCAGGUAAUAAGUGCUAUAGUCUUCAGCAUGUGGUAAACAUACAUUUGUAGCCAUUUCAUUUCUCUGAAUUCAUAUUUUUAAAACACUAUCACAAUUAUUAGUCUGUAUUUUUAGAUUGAGUGCAAUCUUUUCUUCUUUUUUUUUAGAACAUUCUGUGAAACUGACAUAAACUCUGUCAUAAAAUGAAAUAAAUGGACCAUUAAAAAUUGAAAAACAGCAUUUCUCUAACAAGUAUUUAAGCACUGUGAUAAUAUGCUGGACCAGAAGUAAAUUAGUUUCUCAUGUGCGUACAGCUGACAUUUAAAUCACAGCAUGCACAGACUGAAAGUGUUUGUUCUGUUUCUGCCUCCUUCUCAGCUUCUGCUCUCUUUAAAUAAAACCAGUGCAACACUAAGUGUUAUGCUUACUGUUUUACUUUCUGCAUGUCGUGCAGCCAUGGACUUCAAAUUGGGGCUUCCAUUGUGAUCC